Mangifera indica (mango) is the source of this 2772-nucleotide messenger RNA. RefSeq names its product receptor-like protein 6. The transcript has a single exon. Gene Ontology annotation, molecular function: protein binding. The record is from RefSeq and is a predicted model, not a curated record. Bases 1 to 2772 code for a protein of 923 amino acids. NCBI's taxonomy places the organism in Eukaryota, Viridiplantae, Streptophyta, Magnoliopsida, Sapindales, Anacardiaceae.
AUGCAGCCACUAUGCCAUCCUCAUGAAAGCUAUGCCUUGUUGCAGUUCAAGGAUAGCUUUAUCAUUGACUGCCCUUCUGCUUCUGAUGAAUCUUCUGCUUAUCCAAAAGUGUCUUCAUGGAAGCUCCAAGGAGACAGUGAUGAUUGUUGUUCCUGGAAUGGCAUCAAGUGUGAUCAAGAAACUGGUUAUGUCAUUGGCCUCAACCUCAGUAGCAGUUGUCUUUUUGGUUCUUUUAACUCUAAUAGCACACUUUUCCUCCUUUCCCACCUUCAAAAACUUAUCCUUUAUGACAAUAAUUUCAAUAGUUCUAAAAUCCCAUCAGGUUUUGGGCAUCUUACAGAGUUAACAUAUCUUGAUCUCUCGCAUACUGUAUUUUCUGGCCAAAUCCCAUCAGAGAUAUCCCAAUUGUCCAACUUGGUCUAUUUAUCUCUCAGUGUGCCACCUUUAGAAGAUCCAUUGAAACUGCACAAGCCUGAUCUGAAAAGUUUAGUUCAUAACUUAACCCGCCUAAAAGAGCUUGAUCUUGGCUUUGUCGAAAUGAAUUCAAUAAAUGCCCUUAAGACCUUGGCAAACAUGACUUCUCUAACAUCUAUUGGUCUUGAAUCUUGUUCAUUACAGGGGGAAUUCCCCGAAAGAAUUUUUCAUUUCCCAAGUCUCACAAAUCUUAAACUAGCCUAUAACCCGGACCUGACAGGUGAGCUUCCUGAAUUUCAUUUCAACAAUCCUCUUAAGGUACUUGAUCUUUCAAACACAAGUUUCUUUGGAGAGCUGCCCUUUUCAAUUGGAAAUCUUCUUUCUUUAGAGGUAUUUGAUAUUUACAAUAGUAAUUUUAGUGGAUUUAUUCCUUAUUCAUUAGCAAACCUUGCCCAGCUCAAGUAUUUGGAUCUUUCAAACAACAAUUUCAGUGCCCAAACUCUCUCUUCCCUGCUCUGGUUUACAAAGCUUACCAAACUCACUGAGUUGUGGCUCGGAGGAACCAAUUUACAUGGUGAAAUUCCAUCUAAGCUUUUCAAACUCACCCAGUUGGAAACAUUGGACCUUUCAUCCAACAAGUUGCAAGGCCUUAUUCCAAGCUCAAUCUCCAAACUCAAGAACAUUGAAUUUCUCAGCUUCAAUAGCAAUAACUUGAGUGGUUCAAUGGAGCUAGAUAUGUUUUUAAUGCUGAAAAAUUUGAAGAGAUUACUGCUAUCAUUUAACAAUUUAACAGUCCUCUCUUCGAAAACCAUUAGUAAUGCUUCUCUUGACCUACUAGGUUUGGCUGCCUGCAACUUAAAUAAGUUCCCACUUUUCUUGAAAAAUCAAGACACUUUGGAGUGGCUAGAUCUGUCUGACAAUCAUAUCCAUGGUGAAAUACCCCAAUGGCUGUGGAAUACAAGCGUAAAGACACUCGAAUAUCUGAACCUUUCUUAUAAUUCCCUAACAGACUUUGGUGGGCAUUCAGCUGUCCUUCCAUGGAAACACCUUCGCACAUUAGACCUCAGGUUUAACAUGCUUCAAGGAUCACUCCCAAUUCCACCAGCAUCUACAUAUACCCUUUUAUAUCUGGCCUCAAACAACAAAUUUUUUGGCGAAGUUUCACCAUUAUUGAUUUGCAGUCAAAGUUCGCUUCAAGUUCUUGAUCUAUCUAAUAACAAUCUGAGUGGGGUUCUUCCUGAAUGUUUAGGCAACUUAAGUGAGUCUAUGGUUGUCUUGAAUCUCAGAAACAACUCCCUUCACGGCCACAUUCCAACAUUUGCAGCUGAAUGCCAAUUGAAGUCUAUUGAUAUUGGCCAUAAUCAAUUACACGGGCAACUGGCUAGAUCAUUGGCCAAUUGUAAAAUGCUAGAGUUCCUUGAUUUGGAAAACAAUCAUAUAUAUGAUGUUUUUCCUUCUUGGCUAGGAGCUCUUCCAGAGCUACGAAUUCUCAGUCUAAGCUCGAACAGAUUUCAUGGAGUAAUCAGAGGUCCUAUGGUAGGAUUUGAGUUUCCGAACAUUCAUGUCAUUGAUCUCUCCCACAAUAGUUUUCAAGGUAGGCUACCAUAUGAGAACUUCCAAUCCUGGAAAGCAUUGAAAGUCAUUGAUGUCGACCAGGAGGCAGCGUACAUGCAGGAAAGCAUGUAUCCCAUUUACUACUUCCUUAGCAUGUAUGAGGAUGCCACCUAUCAGUAUUCAAUGACAAUACAUAACAAAGGAAUGGAAAGGAUAUACUCGAAAAUUUCAGAAGCCUUGAAAGCUAUUGAUUUUUCAUACAAUAACUUUCGAGGAGAGAUUCCAACAUCCAUUGGAGAAUUGAAGGGGCUGCAUUUGCUCGAUUUUUCAAACAACAAUCUCUCGGGUCAGAUUCCGUCAUCCUUGAAGGAAUUGAAGCAGCUUGAAUCAUUAGAAUUAUCCUGCAACAAACUUUCAGGACACAUUCCUCAAGAACUAAAACAACUCAACUUUCUGGAAUUCUUCAAUGUCUCUCAUAACCAACUUAUAGGACCAAUACCACGGGGGGCACAAUUUGAUACAUUUCAGAAUGAUUCAUAUGAAGGAAAUAUGGGGUUGUGUGGAAUUCCUCUCUCAAAGUCCUGUGAAAAUAUUGACACCACCUCCACAGCGUCUUCAACUUUUGAAGAGGAUCAAAACUUCGGAUCUCAAGAUGAAUUUAUUUGGAGAAUAGUAAUUGCAAUGGGGUUUGGCUCAGGGUUUGUCGUUGGAAUUAUCGUUGAGUGCAAUAAGAUCUUCAUAAAGAACUGGUUUUCGAAGACUUUUAGGAAGCCGCCAUUUCAGAAGAGGGGUCAGCCUUUCUAG